AUCAAUAACAUUAGCCUUAUCUACUCACUCCUGAGCCUUCAUUACUAUAUAUCAACCCUUACUCACAUACCUAAUCGCUUAUAUCCAUACUUAACCCUAUUUUACUAUGUCUAAUCCCUUAUUUCUAUAUCUUAAUCCCUCAUCUCUAUACUUAACCUCGUAUUAUUAUACAUAACCCCUUAUUGCUAUACUUAACGCAAGGGGAAAUAGUAAAAAGUUUGUACUUCACUGUAUUUUAGCACACUCCGAGGAUAUGCGAAAGCUAUUCUCGAGAACUUCUUAGAUAUUUCAAGUGUACUGCCAACGUGUGCCACGAGCAUAUUAGUUUGAGUUCAUUCUAUAUAAAUUUUUCCGAUAAUAAAGCCCAAAUACUUCAUCGCAUCUCAAGAUUUGAGUAUCAGUGAAGUACGAUGAAGUGUUGGAGCUUUAUUAUCGGAAAGAUUUAUAUAGAAUGAACUCAAAGUGAUCUGCUCAUGGCACACGUUGAUAGUAGACUUGAAAUAGCUUUCGUAUACCUUUGGAAUACGCUGAAGUACAGCGAAGCACCAGUGAAGUAAGAAAUUUUCGCUAUCUCUCCCUCGACUUAACCUCUUAUUCCUAUACUUAACCCAUUAUUCUUUUGCAUAAUCCUUCAUUUCUGUACUUAACUCCUCAUUAUUAUACUUAACCCCUUAUAACUAAAGUAGACAGAAAAAGUAUAAAACACUUUUUAUUUUUUUUUUUUCUCUUUGAAAAGGUAAGAACGAAUAAAUAUCUUUAUAUAUAUAUAUGUUGUAGGCAAAAUUGAAAUUCAGGCAAAUUUUAAAUUUGCCUAGGCAAAAUUGAAAUUUUAAUUUCGCCCAGUCAAAAUUAAAAGUUCAAUUUUGACUAGACAUUGCUUGGGCAGAAUUAAAACUUCAAUUUUGCCUAGGCAAAAUUAAAAUGCAGCUAGGAAUAAAUUCAUACAAUGAAAAAAUUAAAAUCUGAAUAGAAAAACUUUAUUAUUGAAAAAUAUUUCUUCAUUCAACUAAACAAUUCCAAGAGAAUACAUUUCGACAAAAUCUUUUAAUCUAUUCACCCAUAUUAGUCUAUUUUAUUUUUGAUAAAGAACGUGAUUGUAUGAAUUUAUUCCUAGCUGUAUUUCAAUUUUGCCUAGGAAAAAUUGAAAUUUCAAUUCUGCCCAAGCAAUGUCUAGGCAAAAUUGAAAUUUUAAUUUUGACUGGGCAAAAUUAAAAUUUCAAUUUUGCCUACAACAUAUAUAUAUAGUCAGAAUUCAGACCUGCAUGGUUCAUUUAUGUUCGGUCAAGUUGGUUGCUAGCUGAGGAUAUAGAGCAAAAUACAUUUUUUCUCUAUAGGCAAAAGUUUAAGACACUUUUAGUAUUGUGUUGAUUUUAUCGUUAUUGAGAACAGAGCAAAAUCUUCAAAAAAUAUACCAUUAGAUGCAGAAUUGAACGAGCUAUAUUUUGGUAUAAUUUUUUUUCUUAAUUGUUAAUUUUAAUAAUUUAAUAUUAAUAACUGAUAAUUUUAUUUGAUUAAUUAAUUAAUACAAACUUUCUCAUAGAUUUUGGCUUUCAAAUAUACCAUUAGAAAGAGCAUUGAAAACUGAACAAAACUGUAUUUUUUGUUUCACAUUAACUGGUUUUCUUUUUAUAAAAAAACAUAAAAAAGUAGAUGUCUUAAACUUUUGCCGUCCACUUUAGUUGUUGUGAAUUACUAGAUGAAACGUUUUGAAAGAAAUCUUCGUUGGUUCUUAAUAUUAGCACAUAUGAAACCUAGCAGACUAAAAUAGGAGUUGUUACUAUUAGAAACUCCAAGAGUUAUAUGAGUUUUACAUUGGAGGGUGUGGGUGUGGAUCUUCUUUUCAUUUCCUACCACACCCACCCAAACCACAACCACAGUCUCAUCCACACCUUACACCUACCCACCCUCACUGCCCUCUAUAACAUAUUAAAAAAUCAGUCAAUUCUGAAAUGUCACUGCAUCGUCGAUGACUGAGUCUCUCAGACACUUACUCUCAAAGAACUAAAAAAGAAGACAAAAAACAGCAACAGUUUCUUAACCACGUUUUGCAUUUUGUUACAGAGUUUUUUUUUCAUGAUCAACAAGAAACGAUUGUUUUUAGUAACAAGAUUACAAAUAGUUACCAAUCAUAGAUUUUUUUUAGAUUGAAGUGACAAAUAAUAAUUUAAAUUCGUUAUUGUCUCAAUUAGAAGAAGUUGAGAAAUCGAAAGACUAUUUAAGUAUUGGUAAUAGAUUAGAUCGUCGUUUUGAUUCAAAAAUAAAUGAUAUUAUUAGAAAAUGGAUAUCAAAGGAUAAAUUGUUGAAUGAAGAAAAAAAAUUUCUUGAUUUAUAUUCAAAAGUUCAAUUAUGUUUUGUUGAAUAUUGUGUUUUUGAUUCACAACUAAUAAUAAAUAAUAAAGAUAUUAUUGAAUUAUUUCGUACAUGUUUAUUUCGAACAAAACAAAUUGAAGAUUUAAAACAAGCUGUUAUAUUUGUUCGUGAUGAACAACCAUCUAAUGAUAAUACAACUGAAGAAGAUGAAAUGCUAAUUUAUCUUAUGCGUAUGCUUGAUGCACGAUCACUUGCGUAUGGAUUAUGUUUCAGAGGUCUUCAUCCACCUCCAAAAAAUCUUAAUAAUGAACUUAAUUUAUGCCUUACUCAUCUUCAUGCUAAAAAUUAUUUAUAUAAUAUGAACUCAAAUAACAAUACAAAUAAAAAUAUGCAUGUCAGUUAUCGUCAUAGAUUUUUUAUUGGUUGUUGUACAUUUGCUGUUGCAUCAUUCGAUGAAAAUAGAGGAUAUUUAAAAAAUGAUGAUAACAAAAAACAUAUUUGUUUACUCGCAAAAUAUAUUCGAAUUGUGUUAAAUAAGAAAAAUUUCGAACGAAAUAAAUCAUUUCUUUAUUGUCUUCGUGGUAUUCUUGCCUUACUUACCAAUUGUGUUCCUACGGAAAAUUGGAUUCAUAUUAUUAAUAGAGCAUUAGUAAAUAAAAAUGAUGAUGAUGCACAACAAGCAAAUCCAUUUAAUAAUGAUCUAUUUUCUUUAAUAAUUGUUCGGUUACUAGGAUCAAAUAUUUUUCGAGAUACAGCAAUUCGAUCAGAUUCAAAUGAUAUUACUUCGUUAGUUGAUGUAGCACUUGUAUUUCUUAAUAAAUGGUGUGAUGCAUCAAGAGAUCUUAAUGAUGAUGACGAUGAAAAUAAUAACGACUCUUUGUCAUCGGAUGAACCCAAUCAAAUUAUUAAUUUUUUGCGUUCGAGUACACUGUUAGGUGGAAAAUUAGGUACAGCUCAAAUAAUAAUUCCUUAUAUUGAUGCAAAAUAUGAUCAUGUUCGUUUAAUGGCUGUGUCCACAUUAUCAAAAAUAAUGAAUUUUCAAGAUUUUCAAGAUUUACAAAAGAAAAAAGCGAAUAUAGCUGAAGAUAUAGUUAAAUUUAUAUUUGAGUUUAUUGAUCGUGCAUUUGUUCAAGGAAAUUUAAAAUAUGAAGGAAUAUCAUUUGAACGACUUCUUUGUUAUUUACUUCGACUUCUUGAUCACGAUUUUGUUAAAAAACAAACCCUUCCAUAUAUACCGAAAAUAGUUACUUAUGCAGAAGAGCGUCAUUUAAAUGCACUUAAGAUUCUUCGUAAAAUUUCUUCAUCACAAGAUAUGAAACAAGAUUUAAGAAAUAAUUUCGAAUUAAACGAAUUUUUAACAACUAAAGCCAGUUGUUUAUUUGCUAGUGAUCCAAUGAUGAAAAAAAUUAUCGAACAAAUUCGUCAAAAUCUUCUACCAGGACGACAAGCAUUUAUUUCCUAUUGUCAUCGUGAUAAACGUCAAUGUGAUGAAUUUGUUAAAACAUUAGAACAAGCCAAUCUUUUUACAAAUGUUUGGGUUGAUAGAAGUUAUAUGAAAGAUGAUAUGGCUUAUACAAUAACAAGUGCUAUUCGACAAUCAAAAGUUGUUUUUGUUCUUCUUAGUAAUGCAUAUUGUACAUCAGAUUUUUGUCGACGUGAAUGGCAAUUUGCUAUCUCCGAAAAAAUUAAAGUUUGUCCUGUUUCUGUUCAAGAAGAUUUUCAAAGAGAUGCCUUUGAUUGGGUAGUAUUCAAUAUUGGUUACAGUCCUUUUUAUAAAAUUUAUAAAAAUGAUGAAUUACAACGUUUAAUCAAGAAUUUACGUAGUGAUAAGCAUGAACAAUCACAAUCAAUAAACAAAACAACGACUGAUUCAGCUGAAACAUAA
Molecule: messenger RNA, 4195 nt
Organism: Rotaria sp. Silwood1
Lineage: Eukaryota; Metazoa; Rotifera; Eurotatoria; Philodinida; Philodinidae
Source: the annotation of a GenBank genome assembly